Molecule: messenger RNA, 6076 nt
Organism: Monodelphis domestica (gray short-tailed opossum)
Lineage: Eukaryota; Metazoa; Chordata; Mammalia; Didelphimorphia; Didelphidae
Source: RefSeq, a predicted model, not a curated record
AUGGGGGAGGGGCUGGUCUGGGCCAAGAACUUGCCAAGAGAGAAGCUGCCAAUUUAGGCCUGGUGGGUGGGGCAUGCCGUGACCCGAUGCCAUGGAGGGAGCCCCGAUCUUGGGCACUGAAGAAAUGCCCUCACGCUCUCCCCAACCCCCACCUGAUCUCCAGCACCCCCCUAUUCCCCAGUAACCCCAGCAGCCUCCCUCAGUCCAGCCAGUGCAGCUUCUGAAUGGAAUGAAGUCAAAGAUGACAUCAGAGGGAUGUGGGGGUGGGUGGGGCUUCUUCCUGGCCAGUCCAAGGCCCUUCCCCAACCUGAGGCUCCCUGUUCCCCCCUGUGGUGGGGGAGAGUCUCCCCUGAGGCCUGGGAGCCCCUCUGAGCCCUCCCCCUUUCUCCACCCCCAGGGGCACACAGAGGAAGUCUCCCCCUCGGGGCUGCCAACCCCUGAAGCACCCCAGGGCGGCCUCGCAGAGAGCCGGAGCCAGAGGAAAUGGCCCCCGCGACCCCGAGGCCCCCCACCCAGGGGUUUAUAACCUUCAAGGAUGUGACUGUGGACUUCACACAGGAGGAGUGGUGCCUGUUGGAGCAUUCUCAGAAAGAGCUGUACAGGGAGGUCAUGCUGGAGAAUGUGCAGAAUCUACUCUCUCUGGAGCUUCCAGUUCCUAGAAAAGAUUUUAUCCCCAGUUUUCAGAGAGGGCAAGUAACUUGGCUGCUAGAACAAAAAGGCUCAAGGAGCUCCUCUCCAGAGACGGAGACUAAUUUUGAAAUGAAGGAGGUGUCUACAAAGCUGAGCUUUUUUGUGGAAGGAUAUGGCCUCCAAAGAUACACAACUGAGGGUCUCUCUGACUUCAUUUUGAGAGAAAUCUGUUACUCUAAUAUCAAGGGAAAUGAAAAUCCAAAGAGUGACUAUGAAAUUGAUGGAACAGCAGAGAAAUUCAGCCAAUAUUCAGUUCUAAAUCAGUAUAUAAAAUUGACUUCAGAAAAUGACUGUUCUCAGGAUAGUGAAUACAGCAAAUGCUUUCCUACAGAACUAGACCUUAUUCAUUUGGCUGAGAAACCUCUUGAAAUGUCCUUGUAUCAAGGUCACCAAGGGGGAAUGACCUUUGGCUCUAGUUUAGACCUCAGUAUACAUCCAAAAACUAAAACUAAACAUGUAGAGAUGGUUUCUGUGAGUAAUAAAGAUGGGAGAUCAUUCAGUCAGAACUCUGAGCUUGAUUCAUAUCAAAUAAUCCAGUGUGUAGAGAAAUCUUAUGAAUGUAAACAAUGUGGAAAGUCUUUUACACGUAGGGACAGCCUUGCCAGUCAUCAAACAAUCCACACUGGAGAGAAACCUUAUAAAUGUAAACUGUGUGAAAAGGCUUUCACACAGAAGAGCAAUCUUGCUGUACAUCAGAGAAUCCACACUGAAGAGAAACCUUAUGAAUGUAAGCACUGUGGAAAGGCUUUCAAACAAAGGAGUGUUCUUGUUGCACAUCAGAGAAUCCACACUGGAGAGAAACCUUAUGAAUGUAAACAGUGUGGAAAGGCUUUUACACGGAGGGACAAUCUUGCUGCACAUCAGAGAAUCCACACUGGAGAGAAACCUUAUGAGUGUAAACAGUGUGGAAAGGCUUUCACACAGAAGGUCCACCUUGCCAUACAUCAGAGAAUCCACACUGGAGAAAAAACUUAUGAAUGUAAACACUGUGAAAAGGCUUUUACACUGAGGGGCCAUCUUGCUAGACAUCAGAGAAUCCACACAGGAGAGAAACCUUUUGAAUGUAAACAAUGUGGAAAGGCUUUUGCAGAGAGGGCUUCUCUUGGUGCACAUCAGAGAAUCCAUACUGGAGAGAAACCUUAUGAAUGCAAACAAUGUGGAAAGGAUUUCAUUCGGAGGGGCCGUCUUGCUGCACAUCAGAGAAUCCAUAUUGGAGAGAAACCUUAUGAAUGUCAGCAAUGUGGAAAGGCUUUUACACUGAGGGACCAUCUUGUUACACAUCAGAGAAUCCACACUGGAGAGAAACCUUAUGAAUGUCAACAAUGUGGAAAGGCUUUCACACUGAGGGGCUAUCUUGCUAGACAUCAGAGAAUCCACACUGGAGAGAAACCUUAUGAAUGUCAACAAUGUGGAAAGGCUUUCAAACAGAGGAGUGAUCUUGUGGCUCAUCAGAGAAUCCAUACUGGAGAGAAACCUUUUGAAUGUAAACACUGUGGAAAGGCUUUCACACGGAAGAGAGACCUUGUUGGGCAUCAGAGAAUCCACACUGGAGAGAAACCUUAUGAAUGUAAGCAGUGUGGCAAGGCUUUUACAGAGACAGGAAAUCUUGCUGCACAUCAGAGAAUCCACACUGGAGAAAAGCCUUAUGAAUGUAAACAGUGUGGAAAGGGUUUCACACUGAGCGGCUAUCUUGCUAGACAUCAGAGAGUCCACACAGGAGAGAAACCUUAUGAAUGUAAAGAAUGUGGAAAGGCUUUUACAGGGAGAGGUAAUCUUGUUGCACAUCAGAGAAUCCACACUGGAGAGAAACCUUAUGAAUGCAAACAUUGUGGAAAGGCUUUCACUCGGAAGAUGGAUCUUGUUCCACAUCAGAGAAUCCACACUGGAGAGAAACCUUAUGAAUGCAAACAUUGUGGAAAGGCUUUUACAGGGAGUGGUAAUCUUGUAGCACAUCAGAGAAUCCACACUGGAGAGAAACCUUAUGAAUGCAAACAGUGUGGAAAGGCUUUCACACACAGGCGUUCUCUUACUGCACAUCUUAGCAUCCACACUGCAUUGAAACCUCAUGAAUGUAAAUAGUGUGGAAUGGCUUUCACAGAGUAUUUAUCUGGUUAAAUAUCAGAGCAUUGUUAAAAGGAAGAGAGGGCUUUAGCCAGAGAGAUUGGUCUGCAGGGGAGAGUUGCAGGAGGAUAAAGAUUUUAGAAUGUGAAAGUAGGGUUAGAUAGUUAACUGGGGGUUUGGCUGUCUCUUCUCUGGAUUUACUUGGGGAGACUGGCUGCCUGUCCUGUGGUUGCUGAUCUCCCCUGAUGACUCAUUCUACCUGCUUCAUUGUUGUUGUUUGCUGUGUUUCCUUAUGAUUCUGGAACAUCUGACUAUCUGACUAUAAGACCAGGUCUGGGUUCCUUUUGGAUCCAUGACCUUUCCUUGGGCCCUGCCAAACUGUCAUAGACCACUGCCUCUAAUACCACCUAAGGGGGUAGGGGAAGUUAGUGCAGAUUUAGGUAGAGCAGGGACUGGAUUUUCUUUAGGUCGGAGAGGUGAGGUCUAGUGUAUAUCAAACUGAAUUCUCCUUGUGAAGGGACAAUUAGAUAUGGGAAGUUUUCAUUAGUUGACAUUAGUAUUAAUGUCAGCCUAAUUCCUCUAUCUUUUCCUCUUAAAAUAAACACAACUCGGGGCAGCCAGGUAGCUCAGUGAAUUGAGAGCUAGGCCUAGAGACGGGAGGUCCUAUGUUCAAAUCUGAUCUCAGACAAUUCCCAGCUGUGUGACCCUGGGCAAGUCACUUGACCCCCAUUGCCUACCCUUACCACUCUUCUGCCUUGGAGCCAAUACACAAUAUUGACUCUAAGACAGAAAGUAAGGGUUUUCAAAAAAAAAUUUUUUUUAAAUAAACAACUUCUCUGUGACUAUGUGGUCUGUGUGUAUUGGUCUCAGACCAGACUUUGCCUGGACUGGGUUUCUAUUGGCCUUCCCAAACCACAGUUAACAUCCUGAUACUGGCCCAAUUCCAUCCAUCAGAUCCCAUCCCCAAUACCACCCUAAUGCAGUUUUGGGGAGCCAGGUAGGAGAGGACGACCUGGUGAAAAGCUGAGAUUUCAUUAGUCAAAUUGAGUGUAUAGGAAAAAAGUUCAGUAAUGAGUGGACUAUUCCUGUGGAAGAGGAGAAUCCAGAGAAAAAAGAGGAAAGUGUUUGUAUCUGAUAAGUAGAUAGAAACUUUAAAGAAUUUUCAGUGAAAAGGAUCAAGUGAUUGAUCCAGAAAUGUGUGUAUGAAUUUUUUUGUGUAAUGUUACCUUGCAUAUUUUUAUAUAAGAAUGCAAUCAACAAACAGUGCAUAUUACUGCCAUGGGCUUUGGAGAAGAGAUUUCUUCAGACAAGAUGAGAAGAUGGACAAUCUGAUGUUUUGAUAGAUAUGUUGCAUACAACAGAAACAUAACAUAACACAACAUAAACACAAACAUAAAAAUGGUUAGGAUACAUUGAUUCAAGUAAUGAAUCAAUGAAUAGUUACUUGUUAUAGGAUUUAGUUAUAUAUGAGAGUCUGUGUACAUAAAUGGAUACUAUUUAGAUUUUAGAAUAGUAGUAGCCUAGGUAGAUGGGUUAGUUUUUAGGAGAUUUCAUAAAGAUAGGAUGUCAGAGUUCAGAUGUUCUGUUUUGAUGAUAUUAGGAAACAUAUAUUGAUGUAGUUAGAGUAGAGGUAAGGGUUGAUAAGGUAGGGUAGCAUAUUACAUUAAAACAUUAGAACAUGUAUUAUGUAUUAGACUUUCCUCACGUGUAAAUAGGAUAUGUAAAUAUCAUGGGGUUGACAAAAUUGUAUUAUAGUGUAUGUACACGUGUAUUUAAAUGUAGGUAUACAUGUAACAUUUGUAAAUAUGGCAUGAUUAUAUAUGUAGCACAUGCAUAUGUUGUAUAUAUUUUCUGUACAUAUGUAGAAAUUGUGUAUGUAGUUAAUAUUUGAUACUGAUUAAGUUCUUUAGAUAGGAUAGUUAGAUGCACAGUUCUAUGUAACAGUUUCAGUUUUGUGUAAUAAUGUUAAUUUAGAAUAAGAUUGUUUUGAAUUUUCACCUAUUUUUAAAUGUAUUUUGCAUAAGUAAGUUUUGAUGACUUGGUUUGACAUUUUUGUAAAGCUUAUACAAUGUUGUGUUUAUUGUACUUUUCUAUUUUGCUGUUUUCUGUUUUAUGCAUAAUAGUUUUGAUAGGAUUCUUUUCUGUAUUAGUUUAUAAGAAUAGUAUUUUUAUGACUAUUGUUUUGAAUGAAGUUUUGUGUUUGUAUUUCUAUUUUGAUGUUUUCUUGCUUGUUUUGCUUUUGCAUAUGAUUGCUUUGUAUUUUGAACUUUGUAACUGUUCAUUGUAUAUUGUUUCCCUUUUCCUUUCCUAUGUAUGAAUCCCUCGAGUAAGGUAGUAUUAGAUAGGAUAAGAUAAGUGAGUGUAGGCUGCUUAUUAUUUUGGGUAAGAUUUUUAGUUUAGGUGGGAUAUAUGUUUGUUGAUGCACAAAUGCAAAAACAUAGUUUUCAAUACUAUUUUGCCUUUGUGCAAAGGGGGAACUGUUUUAAGGAAGAGAGGGUUUUAGCAAGAGUGUUUGGCCUGUAGGGGAGACUUGCAGGAGGAUAAAUAUUCUGGAAUGUGAAAGUAGGGGUUAGACGAUUAACUUGGGUUUGGCUGUCUUUUCUCUGGAUUUACUUGGGGAGACUGACUGCCUGUCCUGUGGUUGCUGAUCUACCCUGAUGCCUCUUCCUACCUGCUGCCUUGCUGUUGUCUGCUGUGUUUCCUUGUGAUUCUGGAACAUCUGGCUAUCUGACUGUUAAGACCAGGGCUGGGUUCCUUUUGGAUCCAUGACCUUUCCUUGGACCCUGCCAAACUGUCAUAGAACACUACCUCUAAUACCACCUAAGGGUGUGGGGGAAGUUAGUGCAGACUUAGGUAGAGCAGGGACUGAGUUUUCUUUAGGUCAGAGAGGUGAGGGUUAGUGUAGAUCAAAUUCUCUGAAGACUCCCUGUGAAGGUACAAUUAGAUCUGGGAAAUUUUCAUUAGUUUAUAUUAGUAUUAAUAUCAUCCUAAUUCUUAGUUAGCCUUGGGAGACUCUGCAUUGGUGAGUUGAACUGAAGGAGGACACUCCCUGAACCCUGUGUUGGCUUGCUGGGUAAGUAGCUGGCCUACCUUUCCUGGCUUCUGGAGAGAUUGGUUCUGAAGAGGCCUUCCUUUCCUGGAGGAGGCUUCAUUGGUGGAACCCUUGCUGAAGACAACACUGGGUCCUCUGACUGAAACCCUGCUGGAGCUAAGCCGGACAUAGGAGCAACACUUGGGGUGAUAGGCUCGACAUUUCUCUACCCUCUUCUUACAUUUUUCCACUUUCACUCUUUCCACCUCUUUGUAAAUAAAGCUACUAAAAUUA